Messenger RNA from Necator americanus (New World hookworm), 225 nucleotides. RefSeq lists its product as uncharacterized. Bases 1 to 225 code for a protein of 74 amino acids. Lineage: Eukaryota; Metazoa; Nematoda; Chromadorea; Rhabditida; Ancylostomatidae. The record is from RefSeq and is a predicted model, not a curated record. The transcript has 2 exons.
AUGGAGACAGAUUUCACGCACAAAAUUGUUAUUGAACUCAAUUCGGGGACAAUCUUCUCGUUUGAAGGGAUGGUGGACCGAUGUGUGAUGACGUCGAUGUAUUGGCAGUGUUUUUUAGUUGUUAUAAUAGCUAUCAUGGGCAUUGCUAUAACUUCCGUAAGCAGUCUCCGUCGAUCAGCUGAUGUUGAAUUUUGGCGUCUUCUGAUACUACUACAUCAGCAUUGA